Messenger RNA from Medicago truncatula (barrel medic), 1120 nucleotides. Its product is annotated as probable plastid-lipid-associated protein 4, chloroplastic. The record is from RefSeq and is a predicted model, not a curated record. The transcript has 6 exons. The coding region runs from base 34 to 765 and encodes 243 amino acids. NCBI's taxonomy places the organism in Eukaryota, Viridiplantae, Streptophyta, Magnoliopsida, Fabales, Fabaceae.
AACCAAACCAAACAAACGAUUUAAACUCUAAUAAUGGCCUUAUCUUCUACUUCACUCAUUUCACCUCUCAACACCACAAAUCAUUCACAUCAAAAACUACUCCAUUCACCAAUACCUUCUUCUUAUUCUUCUUCUCAUUUUCUAAUCACACCCCUCAUCCACCACAAUCACAACCUUGCUACUAUCUCACAAAAAUGGAGAACAAAUGUUUCAUUUUUUCCUGCAAUUUUUAAGAAAGGCAAAGAUGCAAGCACCAUCAAAGAAGAGCUUCUUGAUGCCAUUGCAUCACUUGAUCGAGGAGCUGAUGCUACUCCUGAAGACCAACAAAGUGUUGAUCAGAUUGCACGCCAACUUGAAGCAGUUAAUCCAACAAAGCAGCCUCUCAAGUCUAGUUUACUUGAUGGCAAAUGGGAGCUUAUAUACACUACCUCUCAGUCAAUCUUGCAAACUAAGAGACCAAAGCUUUUGAGAUCAGUUACAAAUUAUCAAGCAAUCAAUGCUGACACUCUCAGGGCCCAAAAUAUGGAAUCUGGACCGUUCUUCAACCAGGUGACAGCAGAUUUAACACCAAUAAAUGCAAAGAAAGUGGCUGUGAAAUUUGAUACCUUCAAAAUUGGAGGCUUAAUACCUGUCAAGGCUCCUGACACAGCUCGUGGUGAACUUGAAAUAACAUAUUUGGAUGAAGAGCUGAGGGUAUCAAGAGGUGACAAAGGAAACUUGUUCAUCUUGAAAAUGGUGGAUCCAUCUUACCGGGUUCCUGUCUGAUAUGCUGUCAAUAUAUAUAACACCUUAUCGCCGUCGUGUUUUCUUCCUUUCAAAGGAUUCAAACUACCCGUCAGCGCUUUCUGAAGUUGAAACUUAUACUAGCAAGUCAAUGUCUGAGUGUAACCACUAUUCAAGCUAACUUGAACCAUUUUUGGACUAUGCUUUCUGUACAAGUACAAAGUUUCUAGAUAAACUGAAAUAGUGUGAAUGAAUAUAAUAAUGUAAUGGGGUUUAUUUCUCUUGAAUGUGGAAAACUCUGAUACAAAAAUUGUUGUAAAAUCUUUACAUAUUGAUAUGAGUAUAUGGUAUCAGAGUGGGUGAAUUCCACUCUGCUAUCGCAACGAUCUUCUCCAUC